AUGCUUCGGCGAUCACUCUUAGCGUUUCCCUGGUGGAACUUUCAGACAGAACAUCGACAACGGUGUGUGUUGAUGUAUGGUGGGGCUCGCACAAAGAACACACAUAAUGCAAACCACCGAGUUUUCAUCAAGAAAUACAAGCGGAAUGCGUUCCCUAACCGGACUAGGCAUCACUGGGCAGUGUCAAUGACCGGAGUGCUUUCUCAGCGGCCGCGUCGUAUGCCCUGGCCUUACGACCUAACUUCCUUGAUAUUCAAUCAACCCAGGCAAGGUUCAGAUAAAAUUGGCUAUGUGGUAGGUACGAGUAUGCUCAAAACGGCGGUUGUAGCCACAAAUCACAUGGUGUACUACCCCAAGUUUAACCAGCGCGUCUCACGCACCAAACGAUUUUUUGCCCACGAUGAAGAUUUGGUCUGCGUUGAGGGCGAUCUGGUUCACAUCAAGCAAUGCAGGAAGAUAUCUAAGUACAAGCAUUACUAUGUCUUUAGUAUUUUGGAACCGAACGUUGAAGGCCGAGAGCGGUUAAAGCUUGGUCUAAAGGCUGUUCCACCUCCGUUAUUCGGUUAUCCGGUGUCGCGGCGAAUUGUAAAGCUCAAUUUGACGAGCACUGAGGGUACCCAGGAGAAGCUUGCCGCGGCCAUCCAGGAGCAUGUGCAGGACGCCUAUAGGUUUUCUGGACCAACACCCGACCAACCGCGCAAUCGCCUGGCAGACCCCGUAACGUUUGAAGACGCAAAUAAUAUGAUUGCUCCCAAUGCUCCGGCAGCGGCGGCCUUGGAUGCGAGUGACAGCCCGCCGCUACUGGAUCGGGGGGAGUACACGGAGGUGGAACAAGAUACACGAAACAAGAAGGGAGACGAUUACUGGAUGAACUUGCAACCCAAAGAGAAAUAUGACUUCAAGAGCUUUAAGAAGUCUCCUUAG
Messenger RNA from Trypanosoma brucei brucei TREU927, 924 nucleotides. RefSeq names its product 30S ribosomal protein S17. Lineage: Eukaryota; Euglenozoa; Kinetoplastea; Trypanosomatida; Trypanosomatidae. Gene Ontology annotation, molecular function: structural constituent of ribosome. Bases 1 to 924 code for a protein of 307 amino acids. The record is from RefSeq and is a predicted model, not a curated record. Gene Ontology annotation, cellular component: ribosome; mitochondrion. Gene Ontology annotation, biological process: translation. The transcript has a single exon.